AUGGCUGAUCCACUGUUCCAAGAUCUUAUUUUGAAUGAACUGCUCGAUGUUGGAGCAUUACGUAUCAAAGUUGAUGAACAACGUGGUCGACAAGCCGAUGAUGAGAAUUUUGACAGGAUGUUUGAACUAGAAGAAAAAGCCGAACAUGAUUGGGCUGGCAUAUGUGAGUAUCUUGAAUUUUCAUUUUUCACAAAUAAUCUGUUGGCAUCAUUGGUCGCCGAUUGUUCAUAUGAGCAAGUGUCGUUGCGUGCACUAAAACAAAUUCAUCGUUUAACAACGAAUAAAAUCAAAGAGAUAACAUGUGAACAAUGGAAAAAACAAACAUCAACAACUAUUCAACUGGUUCUCAAACAAUUAAGUAGAAAAAUUGAAGAUAAAGGUCCGUUUGACCAUUUUUUUGUUACUAUAUUUGAAUAUAUGUAG
This is a messenger RNA of Didymodactylos carnosus, 423 nucleotides long. The record is from the annotation of a GenBank genome assembly. NCBI's taxonomy places the organism in Eukaryota, Metazoa, Rotifera, Eurotatoria, Philodinida, Philodinidae.